AUGUCGUUUGGAAGAAAGAUUCGCGGAUUGACUCCUCGCUCAUUCCAGCUUCGGCUUCAGGGAGAGUCCUCCGUUUGGAUCAACGAUGACAUCCGACCACUGCCACCCUCCCGCCGCCUCUGGGACAUGUGGGCAUACAUAUCCUUCUGGGCCAUCAACCAGAUUGCUCUGAGUAACUGGCAGAUUGGUGCCUCGCUGAUUGCGGUUGGGCUCUCAGUCUGGCAAACAAUGAUUGCAGUCAUCAUCGGCAAGAUCAUCAUAUCUGGGGUGGCUAUCUGCAACGGGGCUAUCGGUGCUCGCUGGCAUAUUGGUUUCCCUGUGCUAUCGCGAGGGAUCUGGGGAGUCUAUGGGGCGUACAUCAUCAUCGUUCAGCGCAUCGUUCUCAGCUUGACCUGGUUCGCAGUUCAAUCAUGGACAGGAGGGCUUUGCGUCACGGCAGUGUUGAGUUCGAUCUUCUCCUCCUUCCACCACAUGCACAACACUCUUCCCGAGUCCGCCAACACCACCACCAAGAACUUGGUUGGGUGGGUGGUGUACAAUAUCAUCACCAUCCCCAUCCUCUACAUUCCUCCGGAAAAGACUCGACGGCUGCUUUACGUCAUGAACACUAUCUCGGUCAUCACGCUCAUCUCUAUUAUGAUCUAUGUCUUGUCGACGGCAGGCGGCGCCGGGCCGUUGCUCUCAGCGCCGGCAACAGCAAAGUCUGGCAGUCAGCUAGGCUGGGCUAUUGUACAGGGUAUCACGACCGUGAUUGGCGGUAUUGCCGUCGGGCUGACCAACCAAGCCGACUACUCACGGUUUGCUCGACGUCCUGGAGAUCAGAUCUUCGGGCAAUGGUUUUCGAUUCUCACCCUGGGUACGAUAUUGCCGCUCUUCGGGUGUCUAACAAGUUCUGCAUCUGUGAAGCUCUAUGGCGAAGCCUACUGGAACCCACCGGAUUUGUUGCUGCGAUGGCUUGAUGACGACUAUAACUCCAAAGCUCGAGCAGGAGCUUUCUUCGCUGGGGUAGGGCUUGUGGUGUGCCAACUAGCCAUCAACACCAUCGACAACGCUUUCUCUGCAGGGAUGGACAUGGCAGGCUUCGUCCCAAAGUACUUUAACAUCCGGCGAGGCGCCUACUUUGCCCUUGUCCUCUCGAUUGCCAUGUGCCCGUGGGAGCUACUCGCCUCGGCAGGGACCUUCAUCAGCGUUAUGGGGGCAUACUCGGUCUUCCUGGGCCCGAUGUGCGGCAUUCAGAUCUGCGACUACUUCCUUAUCCGACGUCGACGGGUCAAGCUCUCCGACCUCUACACUCCGUCUUCGUCUGGAAUUUAUUACUACUUUCGUGGCGUUAACUUGCGCGCGUUCGCGGCCUGGGUGUGUGGCUGGGCACCUCAGCUCCCGGGAUUCAUUGCCAACGUCAACAGCAGCGUCUCCGUGCCCAAAGCAAGUAUGGAAAUGUUCUACCUCGCCUUUCCCCUAGGCCUGGCCAUCAGCUUCACUAUCUACUACGUGCUGAACAGGGUGUUUCCGCCUCAAGGAGUCGGCGAGUACGAUGAUGUCGAUUACUACGGGACGUUUAGUCUCGAUGAGGGAGCUCAGCUUGGAAUCUCUCCUCUGGAAGAGAUCAAUGGAGAGGAGACGAUGACGGAGAAGGGCGCCAUGAAUGAACGAGUCACUCGGGAGAAGUGA
Capronia epimyces CBS 606.96 is the source of this 1671-nucleotide messenger RNA. RefSeq lists its product as uncharacterized. Gene Ontology annotation, cellular component: plasma membrane. The transcript has a single exon. Gene Ontology annotation, biological process: transmembrane transport; nucleobase transport. Lineage: Eukaryota; Fungi; Ascomycota; Eurotiomycetes; Chaetothyriales; Herpotrichiellaceae. The record is from RefSeq and is a predicted model, not a curated record. Gene Ontology annotation, molecular function: nucleobase transmembrane transporter activity. Bases 1 to 1671 code for a protein of 556 amino acids.